AUGGGGGCUACACGUGAUGAGUCAAGUACUACGGGAGCAGUACAGCACCACGAGGUGCGGUCGUUUGACAGAGAACACGCUGCAGGUGGUUCGGAGCGACUGUGUCGUCCAAAAAGUGGCACCAAACAUUUUCUUCCUGUACCAAGACUGCGUUCUUGCGAGACGCCGAAAAGGUGGUUGCGAGAGAAAAUACGAAAGCUUGCUGCGCUCCGGGAGCAAUGGGAAAACAUUACUGAAGCGGAAUUUGUGGCAAGGGAGGUUGAGCAGCAGAAGGUUCGCCAACACAGGCCGAACCCGAGCCCGGUCGAACUCGAGUUUUGGUCAUUCUUAGCCGCCCACAACUACCGGACUAGCUACUUCAUAAAACACCAAGAGAUUGCGGCUAUCAGGAAAUCGUUACAUGAUGAACGGAAGAAGCUUAUAGAUAUCGCAUUGCGCCCGCCAACACCAGGAUGUUCCGAUACUGGCUGUACGGGGAGUGUGAGUGCAGCACUGAGCUGCAGCGGUGAAGGCCAUCCAACGCCUGGCAAUAAUGAGCGCGCUGGGUUUUCGCGUAGCACUGAACACCUUUCGCCCGACUUCGCGGACAUGGAGCUUUGGAGGAUGAAGGCAGCCGCCCGUGAGAAAUGGGACCGCUGGAGGUCGCAAAACGCCUUUGUCCAGAGCGAGAUUCAGCGACGCCUGAAGAGCGAAAACCCAAACCCUGACAACCGCACCGUGAAGGCAUGGCAAGUUUACGCGCGACGGAAAUAUAGGACAAGUGCACAACAAGCACUGUCGGCCGUCGAAAAACGAAUGCAACAGAUUGUGGCUGCGCAGCAAAAGCUAGAGAGUCUCCGAUGCCCCCCUCCAGAGACGGGCAAUUCAGUGGCACUCCGUCCCAGGGGCGCAGGCCGGUCGAGGGCUGGACCGACCCUUCCCAUUGCUCACCAUUGGGCACUCCUCCCGAUUGAGACCGACGCUACCACGAAGAGCGGGGAGCAGACACAUUCACCAAUGCGUGAUGGGCAUAAUGAAGGCGCCCGGGCAGGUAGUGACGCACGACCGGUAGAUCCAAUGGGCAUGGGACCUUCUAUGCCCGGUUUUGCAGGCAAGCCCGGUUCUGCGAAUACAGCGGAACUUACCAUAAAAAACCCGUCUCGCCAGGACAGCAUAAAGCCAUCUGUCAAGGUGACAUGCUCGAAGCAGAAACCGACACUGUCUGCGGACGACCCGUCCCCACAAGUCACGCACAGAAGCCGCGGGGGCGCGCACCUUCCAUUUAGGAAGCGAUGGUCACUACAUAUGACUGCCGCUUCGUCCUCCCUUCCAGCUGCCGCUGCCGCUCCCUUGCCGGAUGACAAUCAGCCGCUACCCCCCCAAAAGCCUCCACCACCUCCCGCAGGGAAUUCCCUAGAGCAAAACACGCCACAGCCCUCCAAAACGCAAUCACAACUGCCAGCCGCCCCGCCACUAACGCGACAGCAUCUCGCACCACCCUGCCGUAACUUGUACUCUGGACCGACAGGUGCACCGCAGCAUUCUCUACGCGGGGGACUCUCUCGAAAAUCAAUCUACGGUCCUCUUUACCGUUAA
Molecule: messenger RNA, 1575 nt
Organism: Besnoitia besnoiti
Lineage: Eukaryota; Apicomplexa; Conoidasida; Eucoccidiorida; Sarcocystidae
Exons: 4
Coding region: 1-1575 (524 amino acids)
Source: RefSeq, a predicted model, not a curated record